UUCACGGAACGAUCGACAGUAGACAAUCUGCGGAGCAGCAGAGAGGUUGCCUGCAGUCAAGCACGCGAAAACAACAUCCUCCUCUUCCACUAAUCAAUCAGCAGCGUUUUGUGGUGAUUGCGUUAAUCGUGCACCGAACGUGAUACGUGUCGGAUCGAUCGUUCCGGGAAUUCGGAACUUUUUGCGUGUGCGAGACAGGACACGCACAAGUAGUUCGUGCCAGUAGUACUGGAAGUGAUUGCCAUAACCUAAAUCCUGAGUGAGAUAUGAUCGAGAGGCGGAAGAAUCGGUAGAGAAACCCGUCCCACCGUAUAUACGUCUAGACCCUCGGAGGGGAUCUAUCUCGCUUCCAUCAGAACGAUCACUCUCUCUAUCUCUCUCUAUCUCGCUCUUACGUUCAGUGUUCUGAAACGAUCGGCGGGGAUUCCGGUUUUUGUGGUGCUUCUGCUCUGUGCCCUGCCUAUAAUCGUUAUAAAAACCAUACUACCAACCCGUCGCUGCAGUUCAGUGUGGUGGUGUCGAUCGUCCACAACGGACACCAGACAGCAGAGGAGUGUGUGAUUCGAGCUGCUGGUUCGAGCUCUCGUGUUUGUGUGUAGGUCAUUGUGUGAUUAGCGUGAAGAUGGGCAUCAGACGGGACGAAAGCGUCGCACGGCUACUGCUGCUACUGGGCUGCGUUGCACUGCAGACUUCGGCAGCACUCGCACAGUCGCAGCAAACCUUCCGCUCGCAACCACAGUACGGCAAUCGUGGUUCCUCGUUCGCUGCUCCCGCACUAACACAGGCAGCACCGGCACCCGUUGUGUCACAGCCGCCGGCGACGCGGGAUACGUUCCGGUACAACCCGGCGUCGGCCGCCGUUACCGAGCUGGCCCGGCUGAUCGGCAGCAUACUGGGGCAGCAGAGCAAGGCCGCCGUCUUCUCGCCCGUCAGCAUUGCGUGCGCCCUGUCGCUGAUGCUGCUCGGGGCGGAGGCCAAAACCAAGGACGAGCUGAUCCAGGUGCUCGGGUUCGAGCAGUAUCGGAACCAUCUGCACAACAUCCACCAGCUGUACAGCGACAUGCUGAAGGAUCUGGCCCGGACCGAGUUCGACCGGCGGCCGCCACACUGGCGCACCUCCAACCCGUGCUACGACGAUGACGACGAGGAGGAUGCGGCGGCCGCUGCGGCCGAAUUCCCGCUCCAGAAGGACGUGAUACGCGUCACGAACGCGGUGUUUGUGCAGGAGGGCUUCCCGCUGAAUGGUGGCUUCACGUACUACUCGAACCGGUACUACAGCAGCAAUGCCACCAACGUACCGUUCGCCGCCAAUCCGGCCAAGGCAGUGGCACUGAUCAAUGCGUGGGCAGCCCGCAGCACCGAGGGCCGGAUCCGGGACAUCGUGUCCGAGUCGGUGGCGGCCGACGCGGAAAUGAUCGUCGCGAGCGCUCUGUACUUCAAGGGGCUUUGGUCGGAACCGUUCGAGCCGCAGGCGACCGAGCUGAAACCGUUCUACCCGGACGGGUACGGGCGAGAGUUGAAGCUGAUACCGAGCAUGUCGACCGUUGGCUGCUACCCGUACUACGAUUCGCCCGAGCUGGACGCGAAGAUCGUUGGGCUGUCGUACCAGGGCAACAAGUCAGCGCUGUACAUCAUACAGCCGAACAAUAGUACGCGCCAGAGGAUGCAGGAGUUCCAGCGCCGCCUAACGCCGGCCAUGAUCGGCGAGCUCGUGUCGAAGAUGACGCAGCGCAAGAUGUACCUGCAGCUGCCGAAGAUGCAGAUCACCAACACGAUCAAUCUGCGCGACGUGCUGCAGCGGCUCGGGCUGCACACGAUCUUUAACCGCGGGCAGAGCGACCUGUCCGGGAUGGUGGCGGUGCCACCACUGUCAGUCGAACAGUUUGCGACCCGGUUUGGCUUAGCGGAUACCGAACGGCCGGCCGACCCAACGGCCGUCAUCUUUCCGCACGAGGACCACUACUCCCAGCCGCAACUGCAGCCGUCGUCGACAGACAUACGGCGCGGUACGAGCAACAGUAACAACAUCAACGCUGCAACUGGCCAGCAGCAGGAGCCGGCAAGGGGGGCCGGCCCGCAGCUGCACGUGAGCGAGUUCAUUCACCGGGUCGAGCUGGAGAUCAACGAGAAGGGUACGGAGGGUGGGGCGAUCACGUCGUCCACCAUCUUCCGGGCGCUGCCGUCCAUCAAUUUGCGCAUCGACGCACCGUUCCUGCUGCUGGUCGGGCAUGACGAAACGCGACUGCCCCUGUUCUACGGCACGAUCUACGAUCCAGCCUCCACAAUGAAACACUUGCAAAUGCUUCCCAUCGCACUGUGCGUGCUUCUGGUGCCGAUCGUUCAUGGUCAGUGGAAUCGGUACUACACACAAGCCCCGCAGGCGCGCUACACACCAAUGGUGCGUACGGCGCAGCGAGUCGCACUGCGUCACAGCUUUGAAACCGAUGGCACCCCAGCGCCUUCCACGGUUCGACCUCGCCCACCGGCACCACCGACCAAUGCACCGAGCCAGCUGCCUGCACUAACCCCGGACAAUGAUGCCAAAAUCUCCCAGCUGGUCGUUGACUUUAUGAUGCGCAUCAGCCGUACGCUGCCGCAACAGCAAAGCCGCACCGAGCUGUUCUCACCGCUGAGCAUCAUUACCGUUGCGAACCUGCUGUUCCUUGGGUCGGGCGGAAGUACGCACGAAGAGUUUGGCAAGGUGCUGACACCGUCCAGCAUGAACUGGAAGCGUAUGCAUCAGCGGUAUGGGAACGUGCUGGCGAACCUGAUGUCACCGGAGCCGAUCGACAGUCGGCGGGAUCAGUGGCGCCGUCAAACGUGCCCGCGCGAUGAUGACUACGAAGAUGGGGAAGGUGGUCCGGCUCCAAAGUCACAGGUAAUCCGUGUCGCGAACGGUAUCUUCUACCAGAAGGAUCUGCCCAUGCGUCAGCAGUACGUCAUGCUUGCCCGCAGCCUGUACGGUGCGCUGAUUCAACCGAUCGACCCACAAGCAUCCGCCGCCUCCACCGCGCUGAUCAACCGUUGGGUCAGUGACGUUACCGCCGGCAAGAUACGCAACAUGCUCGAGGGUCCGCUGAGCCCCAGCUCGAGUGUGGUGAUCGCGAACGCGCUCUACUUCAAAGCCAAGUGGAAGACGCAGUUCGAACCGCUCGUAACGCGCGAUGCACCCUUCUUCCCGGACGGGCUCGAUGGACCGUCGUACCGCGUAAAGAUGAUGAGCAUGAGCGGCUGCCUGCCGUUCUACCGUGUGCGCGACUCGCUCGACACCACGAUCGUGGGCCUACCGUACCGGGACGACACCAGCACGAUGUACCUGAUACAGCCGGCCAACUCGAGCAGGACGGCCAUCCGCCGGCUGCAGGCAACGCUCACCGGCAAGAUGCUCGACUCGUGGAUCAGCCAGAUGAAGCUCCAGUCGACGAUGGUGCGGCUGCCGAAGAUGCACCUCCGGAACAGUGUCGAUCUGCUGCAGUCCUUCCAGAAGCUGGGCUUCAACUCCAUCCUAAGCCCGGCGAAGAGCGACCUCUCGAACAUGAUCGAUAGUAGCAGCAGUGCGGGACCGAAGCCGUACGUGAAUCAGAUCCUGCACAAGCUAGAUCUCACGAUCGAUGAGGAAGGUACGGAGGGUGCAGCGGCCACCUCGGCGCUGGUCGAUCGUAUCGGAUCCCAGCGCCAGUUCAAUGGCAACGCACCGUUCCUGAUCUAUCUGCGCCACGAUGCGACCGGGCUGCCGCUGUUCUACGGGCCGAUAUUCGAUCCGCGCUAAUCGCUUAUCCCCCCCCCCCCCCCCCCGAUGUCUACACAGGGUGGAAGAGGAUUUACCAAAGAGCUCACACAGUGCGUACUUCUGACGCGUCUCGUUAUUUAUUUAGUGCGCCGCUCCAAAGGGCGGAUGCUCUGGAUGAAACCAGGGAUGAAUUCGAAUUUAACAAGUAUCUUGCAUUGAAUAAAAAACAAGAAGGUAUUAUUAUUUGUAAAGUAAGGUAGAUGAGUAUAAGGUACGCGAAAAAUGUCGGAUAAUGCAUUUGAAACUGUUAGAGUAGCUCGAAGAUACUUAAAUGACGUCAUCAUGAUUGAAGGUGCAUUUUUUUUUUAAUAAAACAAGUCCAUAAAGAACAA
Molecule: messenger RNA, 4122 nt
Organism: Anopheles coluzzii
Lineage: Eukaryota; Metazoa; Arthropoda; Insecta; Diptera; Culicidae
Exons: 3
Coding region: 623-3769 (1048 amino acids)
Molecular function (GO): serine-type endopeptidase inhibitor activity
Source: RefSeq, a predicted model, not a curated record